AAAUUGAAAUUCCAGUCAAUGCCGGAAGUGGACGCAUCCGAAGGAUGUGGUUGCAAAAUUGCAAUUGCAUCGCCUGCGAGGGGCCGAGCGAUGACGGAUCUGGUCGGGAUGGCUGACGGUCUCAAGAACCCAACAAGAGAUGCUCAAGACAAUCCGGAAUAUUCUUAUGGGAGAUUGCCAUAUUAGUUAUGGAAUGUUAGUGGGUAUGGAUCAUGUACUGAUGCAGCAAUCACUGGCAUAAAUGCCUCCUCUAUUGAUGUAACUCCAGGUGAUUCCUUAUGUAACUUGCCUUAAUUAGUUCACAAGUGUUGUAUAGGAGUUCUUCUGAUGGUCUAAGGUUCUGAGUUGCUGUUGACUAUACAUGCUUUCUAGAAAACAGUUUAAACAUGUAAAAGAUUUCAUUUUGCAUUUCUUCGUACUUGUUUCUGGUUCAUUUCUUGUAAUGCUGCUUGCUCUUUGUCAACUACUGAAUAAUGGAAACUUUUUGAAGUUAUUCUGUUAUUUGAAUCCAGCUUGCUUUUAUUGUUGGGCAGUUAAUGUUCACUGUCACUAUUGGAGAUGAUGUAGCAAUCUCAGCAUUCAGCCUUCUAGGUCAGUUUGCAAAAUGAUUUGUAGCUCAUUUCAUAAUAGAUUGUGACAAAUAUUGAUUCUUUUGUGGAUCUUCCAUUCUCAUUUAGUCAUUUUCUAUUAUGGUGGUGUCUCAUGCACUACCAUCUUUGUCAGCAAAGAACUCAUUAACUAAAUUUAGUCUCAUCUUGUUAGAUUUUCAGAAGAUUAGGUGCAGGUCCUUACUGGGAGUCAUUUUGUCAAAACUUAUAUAUGCAACGUUUUUUCCUAUUGCUUCUUCUAAAAUGACAUGGUGGAGUGAACCAACUACUAACUGAAAUUUGAAAGUUAGGAUAAAUGCUUCAACCAAUUUGCUUAAGGUUAAUUUUGUUUAAUUUAUCCAUUUGGUUUCUUUCCUGAUUUGUCCUAGUAUGAUGUUAAGCGAAUCAUGCUUUAAUGGCUGUGAUUUUCAAGCUCACUUCUGCAUCUAUGUACUUCUGCAAAUAUUUUCUUUUAAGUAAAAUUUUCUGAUAACCUAGUCAUGAUUUGAAAUUGGAAGGCAAUUCAUCUAUCAAGAAUAACUGUUCCAUUAAGAAAAUUUAGACAAUGUC
Rubroshorea leprosula is the source of this 1157-nucleotide messenger RNA. NCBI's taxonomy places the organism in Eukaryota, Viridiplantae, Streptophyta, Magnoliopsida, Malvales, Dipterocarpaceae. The record is from the annotation of a GenBank genome assembly.